UUUUCCCCUCCCUCCCUUUCGCCUGAUCGCGGAGCCCAGCUCCCAGCGCCGGUGGCAAGAGCGGGCGGCAGAGCGCGGGUGCGCGCGGGGCGGGCGAGGCCGGGCCGGAGGAGGAGGAGGCGGCGCGCGGCGGCAGGCCGCUGGCUGCGGAUGGUGCUCAUGACCCACCAACCCUGCGAUGUGGAAGACCUAAGGGCUGCCGGCAGGAAAGAAAACAAGGGAGUCCUCUCUGAUGGAGAAAAUGGUGCAGAUGAAAGGAAGAAGACUGGAAAAUCACCCAACAUAAUGCUGCACGUCCCAGCCAGUGAGGCAGAAUACUUUGAUGACCGGAAAAAAAUUGGUGUUGCUAGGACAAAGAUCAGUGUGGAGAGUCCCUUCUUGGCAGCAGACAUUAAGAGAGAUUCCAAGGCUGAAAGGAAAAAACAUCAGAUUAAGUCAAAUGCUCACUUUCACAAGCUUUUUCUGGAGGUCGCAACUGAUGAGCAACUGAAACAAAGUUUUACCUGUGCUCUGCAAAAAGAAAUUCUGUACCAAGGAAAGUUGUACAUAUCUGAGAACUGGAUUUGUUUCCAUUCUAAAGUCUUUGGUAAAGACACUAAGAUUAGUAUACCUGUUGUCUCAGUAACGCUGAUAAAGAAAACCAAAACUGCCCUUCUGGUGCCAAAUGCUUUGAUCAUAGCUACUGCCACUGAGCGGUACAUAUUUGUCUCCUUACUCUCAAGAGACAGGACCGACAAAUUAUUAAAAUCUGUCUGUAGGCAUCUAGAGGGCACAAGUGUUGGCAACAGUCCUAAUCCAUCUUCUGCUGAAAACAGCUUCAGGGCUGAUCGUCCUACUACUCUGCCUUUGGAUUUAAAUGAAGAGUACUCAGAUUUGGAUGGCAUAGUACGUCAUCGGAGACGAGAGUUGGAAGAGUCUAGCAGUAGUGGUUCUCAGACCCCUGAAUUGGAACACUUCCAAGACUAUCAUAUCGUUGAGACACAGACGCAUCUGAAAUUUUCCAAGUCUGAGGUGAAGUCUAGUCACACAGAAAUGCACAGUAAACACGUGGCAGAGGAAAAAGCCAGGAAAGUUCCUGGACAUGGCCAUUCUGGAGCCCUUGGAUUCUUCCACCAAAUGAAGUUCCAGAAAUGUGUAUCUCUGAAUCAUGUUCUUAUUUUCUAUACAAUCCUCGUCUGCAUACUAAUCGUUUCUACACUCUACAUGAGAUACAAAAUCAAUGUCCUGGAGGAACGACUUGUUUCCAUGACUUCCUUUGACUCCCACAUUAAUGAAAGACAGCCAGCACAAGGAGGCCUUGGAUCCCAUCUGCAAAUUAAUGCUGAUGCCCUCUGUGAUGAAUUAACAGCUAAUCUCAUUAAAUUGGAAAAGAUACAAAACAACUUGCGAAGACUACUUGAAGAUGGCGAAUGACAUCUUGAUGUUCUGGGGCUACUUCAUACCUCAUUCUUCUGCUUCUGAUAAGCAGAUCCAAACACAGCUGUGAACUCUGCAGGCCAGAGUUAGUGUCCUUUCUUUAAUCCAAAGCCAUAUUUAGACUGCUGCAGUAGCUCUUCCAUCCCAAGAAUGUGGAGGGUAGACUAUCUUUGUGCAAUAAACUAUAUCCAGGUAUUCUCAAGUUAACUUUUUCCCCCUAUUGUCUCUAUUGAUGUAUAAAUAACAAUGUGAUUUUAUAGUUUGAGGGCAAAUUUUUGUUCUUGGUUAUGCAAGUCUAAAUCUGGAAUAACUCCAUUUUACCUCAGUAUGUGGAUCUUUCAUUCACACAGCUGUGACUGAGACCAGAACUUGGUCCUUGACAUCUUAAUUACUGAAACAGUAUAAGCAAAAAUGCAUUCUAUUUUACAGAGAUCCCAGUCUUGUUUAUAGUAGUCAAAAGUAAAUACUACAUCUUUUUAUUUGUCCAUCCUUAUGGCACACUUCUCCAAAAUCUAGGCAUGUGUCAAACUUCUUACUGCCUGGGCUUGAUCCAGGCUCUCAGAUUUUUACAAAAUAGUCUUCCCCUCUCCCACGCCUCCAGUGAACACUUCUUCAAAAUUAGGAUAGCAGCGUAAGUGUAUUAUUCAAGCACUGUUCCUAGAAAAAUUGUUUAGAUUUAAGAUCUAUCCCUGUAAUAUAGUUUCCUUAUGCUUCUCAGUGCUGGGACUCCAAGUCAACUUAAGAGGGUUGAAUAUGGUCCUAGCAGUGUAGUUGUUCAACAGCUGCUGAAUCAUGGGACUUAUUGUUGUUGACCCCUGUCUAUUCUUCAUGAUGAGACCUGUCAAAUUAAUGAAACUAUAGUAACUAGAAACCAUUCUCUUGGAGUGAAUGAAGUGGCUGACUCCUUUUUGUUACAUUAUGCUAUUGUUUUCAUAGAGCCUAAAUUAAAGUAAUUGAGGGGUUUUUUCUAAUUCUUUGAUCUGUUUCCAUAAGGCAAUAUUAGCAUAAAAUAAGACCUAUAAAAAACAGUAUUUUAAAAUAUAUGCUAUGCAUUUUAUAACCAUUUCUGUGAAAUGUACAUUACUUUGUUUAAAUAAACUUUUAAAAAAG
Molecule: messenger RNA, 2526 nt
Organism: Alligator mississippiensis (American alligator)
Lineage: Eukaryota; Metazoa; Chordata; Crocodylia; Alligatoridae
Gene: GRAMD2B
Product: GRAM domain containing 2B
Exons: 14
Coding region: 151-1413 (420 amino acids)
Source: RefSeq, a predicted model, not a curated record